GGAGCACUUCCUGUUGUAUUUGGAACCUCAUAUGAAGCACUUUUUCACAGGGCUCACCUGACAUCUGGUCAGGUAUUGCUGGUCCUUGGUGCAGCUGGUGGUGUUGGCCUUGCUGCUGUCCAGAUUGGCAAGGUUUGCGAUGCCACUGUUAUUGCUGUUGCUCGAGGAAUGGAAAAGGUUCAAUUUUUGAAAUCCUUGGGUGUUGAUCAUGUGGUAGAUUCGGGUAGUGAGAAUGUAACUGCAAGUGUGAAGGAGUUUCUCAAGACAAGGAAGCUCAAAGGAGUUGAUGUUCUUUAUGAUCCUGUUGGAGGCAAACUUACUAAAGAAAGUAUGAAGCUCUUGAAUUGGGGGGCACAAAUUUUGGUAAUUGGAUUCGCAAGUGGGGAAAUCCCUGUCAUCCCCGCAAAUAUUGCUCUUGUUAAGAACUGGACGGUGCAUGGACUCUACUGGGGUAGCUACAAAAUACAUCAACCAGGUGUACUUGAAGGUUCUCUUAGAGAAUUACUCUCCUGGAUGGCAAAGGGCCUAAUUACUGUCCACGUUUCUCAUACUUACAGACUGUCAGAGGCCAAGCUCGCCUUCUCCAUGAUUAAAGAUAGGAAGGCAAUUGGGAAGGUGAUGCUUGUUUUGGAUGAUAAGAGAAGCUCAAGAUCUAAACUGUAAGUCAUUAAAGAUUUACGGCGAGGAUUUAAAUCUUGCAUGAGAGGAUGUCAUUUGUAAAUCUUGCAUUCCCAUUUAUUUUGUGAAUUCACUGGCAUCAUAACAAGAAAUGUCGAAUAUACUGUAUCUUGCAUAUUUAGCUGUUUUACAUACUGUAUCUUGCAUGUUGAACAAAAUCAAGUCAGUGUGUAUUAUCAAUUCCUAGCAUUUGGAUA
Molecule: messenger RNA, 875 nt
Organism: Carica papaya (papaya)
Lineage: Eukaryota; Viridiplantae; Streptophyta; Magnoliopsida; Brassicales; Caricaceae
Source: RefSeq, a predicted model, not a curated record